GGAGAGGGAGAGUUGUACAUCGCUGGAUGUGUGUAUCCCUGCGCGCGAGGGCAACCGCGGAGCAGCGCGUCAUGAUUGGCUGAGCGCAGAGCGGACGCCCUGAUCCUCGUGCUGCGGACCGUAAAGGUUCAGCCACUUUUUCUAGUUGCUUAGUGGCUGCGGCUCCGUAAUUAAUUGUAGUUAUCUGUCUCCUAUUGAUGUGUAUGCGUGUGUGUGUGUGUAUGUAUGUGUGUAUGUGUGUGUGUGUGUGUGUAUAUGCGCGCGUGUGUGUGUUUCCUCUUUACCAAACGGAACAUGAGAUAGGUGCUCGGGCUGCGCGUGCUGUCUGCAGGCAGAGGCUCCGAGUUUGAAACCCAACUGAGUUCCUCCGUCGCUACGCUGCUGCCGUUCCCGGGCGAGGUGAUGCUGGACAUGGGCGAGCGGAAAGAAGUCAAAAUGAUCCCCAAAUCGUCGUUUAGUAUCAACAGUCUGGUGCCGGAGGCCGUGCAGAACGACAACAACAGCCAGCAGCACCACCAGCACCAGCACCACCCGCACCACCAGCACCACCAGCACCACCACAGCCACCGGGCAGCCGGCUCGGACGACGCCGACGAGAAGGCGUCUCUGCCCGCCGUGCAGCCGGACAGCAAACCGGAGCCUACCGUUUGUACCACGAAGAGUGACAGCUCCACCGCGGAGCCGGAGGACAAGGAGAAACCGGACGAGAAGAAGGACGCUGACGGAACCACCACCGGCGGGAAGGACGGCGACAAGAAGAGCGGCAAGUACGAGAAGCCCCCGUUCAGCUACAACGCGCUCAUCAUGAUGGCGAUCCGCCAGAGCCCCGAGAAGCGGCUCACGCUGAACGGCAUUUACGAGUUCAUCAUGAAGAACUUCCCGUACUACCGCGAGAACAAGCAGGGCUGGCAGAACUCCAUUCGCCACAACCUCAGCCUGAAUAAAUGUUUCGUCAAAGUCCCGCGACACUACGACGACCCGGGUAAGGGGAACUACUGGAUGCUGGACCCCAGCAGCGAUGACGUUUUCAUCGGCGGGACGACCGGUAAGCUGCGGCGGAGGUCCACCACCUCGCGGGCCAAACUGGCCUUCAAGCGGGGCGCGCGGCUCACCUCGGGGCUGACGUUCAUGGACCGGGCCGGGUCUCUGUACUGGCCCAUGUCCCCGUUCCUCUCCUUGCACCACCCCCGCGCCACGAGCGCCCUGAGCUACAACGGUGGGUCCCCUGGCUAUCCCAGCCACCCCAUGUCCUACAGCACAAUGCUGGCCCAGAACAGCCUCGCCAACAGCCACCCCUUCCCCUCCGCCGGCUCCGCAGGCGGCCUCAGCGUGGACCGCCUCGUCAGCGGAGACAUACCGUACGCGACGCAUCACCUCACGGCCGCGGCUCUAGCGGCCUCCGCCGUGCCAUGCGGCCUUUCCGUGCCUUGUUCGGGAACAACGUAUUCCUUAAACCCGUGUUCGGUCAACCUGCUAUCCGGUCAGACGAGCUACUUCUUCCCCCACGUCCCCCACCACCCGUCCAUGACCUCGGCACAGGGUGGGAGCUCCAUGCAGAGCGCCCGGGCUUCGGCGUCCAAUUCCCCGCAGGCGCCCUCCGCCUCCUCGCUGUCCUGUGACUCUCUAGUGCGGCCCUCGCUCCCCGCCUUCUCCUCGGGUCUGUCCUCGGGUCUGUCCGGGGGCCUGUCCGGUGGUCUGUCCGGGGGUCUUUCCGGGGGACUCUCAGACUAUUUCACUCACCAGAACCAGGGCUCCAGCUCGAACCCGCUUAUACACUAACCGCCCCCCCCCUCUGGAAGGAAGAGAUGAACUGUAAGUUAAACACAUUAUGAACUUUUAGAAUGUAAAGAACAAGACAAUACGACAAACUAAAAUGAAAGCAACGAAAAUAUUAUAACUACCUAGAUACACACACACGCACACACACAAACAACACACGACACACACACACACACACACACACACACACACACACACACACACACACACACACACACACACACACACACACACACACACACACACACACACACACAAAAACAAACAAACACAAACACACCUACAGACACACACACAAGCACACACACACACACACACACACACACACACACGCACACACACACAAACACACACUGGGACAGCAGAGUGUUUCCUACGGCUACAGGUAUUUUAUAAUGUGUGUGUACAUACUGUGUGUGUAUAUAGGCUAAUGUGCGUGCGUGCGUGCGUGUGUGUGUGUGUGUGUGUGUGUGUGUGUGUGUGUGUGUGUGUGUGUGUGUGUGUGUGUGUGUGUGUGUGUGUGUGUGUGUGUGUGUGUGUGUAUGUAAGUGUGUGUGUGUGUGUGUGUGUGUGUGUGUGUGUGUGUGUGUGUGAUAUAUAAUGUCUAAGUGUCCGGCUUGAUUUCUAGUUCUGUCUGCCACGUGAAUGUAAUUUGGGAAGAAAAAGUAAAAAAAAGUCUGUGAGCGGAGAGUAGAGUAGAGGAGGCAGGGGAGGUAGAGUGUGUGUUUAAUAGUCCGCAGAACUGUUUCAUUCUGAUAUCAAACUCAAAGAACAACUGAAGCGUACCGCGCGCCGGCCCACUGUCUGCAGUAUUACCGACAAAACAUUUAAUUAAGAAUAAUUUAACACUCGUUUUUAUCUGUUUCUAAUUCAUUUUCUACUUCGUUCUGUUUUUGGUUGAUUACUAAAAGAAAAAAGAGCAGAGAGCCCGAGAGAUUCAUUCAGACUCCGCCUCGUAGACCAAAGACUAGGUCUAGGUACUUCAUCAUAUUCAUGAUAAUAUUCAUGAUAAUAUCCAUCAGAAUAUUCAUAUUAAUAAUCAUGAUGACAGAGCAGGUUGGCCGUCUCGAGAACUCAUAUAUUCCGUUUAUUGGCGACAGGCCGUAAAGUAGGAGCGAGGCCGGCGGCGAAUGAACCCGUGAAUGGAGUAACGUUGGAUGGAUGGAUUUGUGAAUGAAUGAAUGCCUCCUAGCCGGUGACGCGCUUUCUUUGCUGUAACGUGAUCACCAAAAGGUUCACGCUCUUUUUGUAUACUUGCUGAACUUGUCUUGUUGUGCUCCACUGGUUCCUUUAGAAAGUGUUUCUGCUAAAUGUCUCCGUGCUGUUUCACUGUGCUGUUGUUCUCCUGUGUGUCGCUUACCAAGUCAAAUACUGUUUUAAUCGACUUAAGAAUAAAUAAUAGGUUACGUUCAUAA
Gadus macrocephalus (Pacific cod) is the source of this 3194-nucleotide messenger RNA. It is a transcript of the gene foxg1a, whose product is annotated as forkhead box G1a. Bases 403 to 1779 code for a protein of 458 amino acids. Gene Ontology annotation, cellular component: nucleus. The transcript has a single exon. The record is from RefSeq and is a predicted model, not a curated record. Lineage: Eukaryota; Metazoa; Chordata; Actinopteri; Gadiformes; Gadidae. Gene Ontology annotation, molecular function: sequence-specific double-stranded DNA binding; DNA-binding transcription factor activity. Gene Ontology annotation, biological process: regulation of transcription by RNA polymerase II.